Molecule: messenger RNA, 2739 nt
Organism: Arxiozyma heterogenica
Lineage: Eukaryota; Fungi; Ascomycota; Saccharomycetes; Saccharomycetales; Saccharomycetaceae
Gene: AIM44
Product: Aim44p
Exons: 1
Coding region: 1-2739 (912 amino acids)
Source: RefSeq, a predicted model, not a curated record
AUGAUUAUCAGAACACCAACUAGAACCAAGACAAAGUCUUUCAAGGGAGAACAAAUGGAUUUUAAGUUCCCUUCGAAUAAUUCCUCAAGAUUUAAGACUAACGAUGAAGUUGAACUUAAUAACCACUUCCUUGUUAAUGAAUCCUUACGGAAUGAAAAACAUCAAAUAACCAAAGAAAAGGAUUUAGUGACUCCCUUGAUAUCCGAUAAUACACCUCAAUCACAUGGUUCAAAACGUAAAAAUUUGAAUGUGAAUCUUUCAAAUGGUUAUUACUCAUUUGCUAAUAUAUCAGAUAACACAACAUCACCAAGUUUUUUUCAUGAAACGAGAGAUUCAGAUGCUAACAGUGAUAUUAUCUCUAUGCUAAAUAUCAAUGGAAACUCAAAACAUCCUAAAUCUGAAUAUCCUCAAACUUUGGCACCCAAGAAAACUGUCAGGGAUUUUUCACUAGUAGAAAGUCUAAUUACUCCAUUAUCAUCAUUACCUUCAUCGUCAUCAGUAUCUCCACAGCAGAACUAUACUUUACCUUCUAAAGUGGAAAGUCCGUCAAUUAAAUCUGAUAAAACAGAACAUACAACGCCUACUGAGAUACCUACUGCAGAUAAUCUUUCUUAUGAUAUCAUCUCAUCUUCCUCGUUAUCCUAUUUGAAUUCUUCCAAAAUGGAGUCAUUAAGAUUACCAUCCUCUUCCAGUUCAAGUAAUUUUUCCUCUAAAGGAUCUCUUCACCGUACUUCUUCCACUGUUAAGAGAACUCCAAUGCGCUUAUAUCGUAAACCCACAAUGAGAAAAGUUGAUUCUAUGGAAUUUUCUGGUAUUUCUAGUGACAAUGAUAAUGGUAAAAAUUCAAAUAAGAAUGGAUCUAACAAAACUGAUCUUUAUUAUGAUAAUAUUAAAUCUAAAUUUAAAUCUAAACCAAAUCUUAAUAAGAAUAACGACAAUAAUAACAAUAACAAAAAUAAUAAAAUCAACAAUAAUAAACCGGUUAGAAGAAUGAGUUCGAUGAGAGCACACCCAAAAUCAACUCUAAAGAGAUCGAAGGCUAUUAGGUGUAAGGGUGGGCUAUUGAGAUAUUUUGAAAUGAUUGGUAUUAAAAUAAAAAAAUUAGUGAAACACAUUAGAUUGUUAUUAUUUAAAAAAAGAACAGUUAACAAUUACCAAUCUAAGAAUUUCAAUGUGAGACGUUCCUUUUCCUCCAUCUCAUCAAUUAAUGAUCAUCAAAGUUUAUUAACUAAAAAUAAAAAAAAUAAGAAAUUGAGAAACAACUGCAGCAGCGAAAAAAUUAACCAUAUAAAACCACAUAAGUAUCAUGUUCCAAAUUCAUCCUCAUUACAAGCUUUACAGCCUGCUUUGAUUGAAAAAGUUAAACCAGCAAUUAUUAAUGAAAAACAUGUAUUAACCAUCAACACAAAUAAGGAUAGUAUCAGUACUACUGAGACUGAUAAUGUUUAUAAUAAGAAUCGUGAAAAAACUGAUGUCAAAUCUCCAAUUGACAGUGUUAUAAAUAGUCCUGAUAUGAAUAAUCUAGAAAAUACUACUACUACCACCAUUGCUACCACUACAAAUAAUAACAACCACAACAAUAACAUAAUUUCUCCAUUUACUGGAAAUAGAGAUUCAACCAGAACCAACAGUACAUUAAGGAGAACCAAUUCCAGUAUCAGAAGGGCUGCAUCAAUCCUUACUGCUUCUACCCCAUCUUCCUCUACAUAUUAUUCUGCAGUUACAUGCCAAGAGAAUGGGUCACCAGUUAGAAAAUCAAGAUUAAUUAAAUCUACUGCAUCUACUUCUUUAAGUUCUUUAGUAAGACAACCAUCUAUUGUGGUUAAAAACAAAGUGAUCCCAUUAUCUAUGAGUAUUCCAUAUUCAAUGAACGAGACAAAUGAUGAUGAUUUGAGGUAUGGUAGUCCAUUGAUGGAGAACAAUGUCCUUGACACGUUCGAUACCAUUAAAGAAGAAGAUGAAGAAGAUGAGAAGGGAAAAGUAUCAUCUGAUUUUAUUAACAGUGAUUCAGAUUCCUCAAUUUUCACCGAAUUAGGCACAACUAUUGAGAAUAUAACAGAAUCAGUUAACAACAACAACAAUAGUAAUAAUAUAGAUUCUUCAAUAGAAAAAAAGAAUGAAGAAAUAACAGAAGAUGAUGGUAAAAAAGAAAAGGCCAACAUCGAUAGAAAGGAACAAGGAUCAUCAGUAGAAGUUUCAAUGGAGAAAAGUGAAGAUAAGGAACAUGAUUACGACAAUGGUAUAGAUUAUGUACACAAAAAGGAGGAGAUGGGACAGUUAAUGAAAACCUAUUUGAGUCAAAUAAUUCAAAAAAGAAUUUUGAUGAGAUUACAAAUGGUCAAAUUCCAAGAAUCCAAUGUCAUGGAACCUGAAUACAAACAGAUGAUCGAUGAUAUGGUCAGUAAUUACGAGACUGAAUGUCAUGAAAAUUUCAUGGUUCUGAACACUAGUGAAAACAAUGAUGAAAGUGACACCUCAGCUUCAAUUACAAGCACUGAAGAAUAUAAUGAUAGCUUACACAAGUUCAAUCAGUUAAAUACAACAACAGAUGUAGAUGAAGAUCACGAAGACGAUAUUGAUGGAAUUAAAAAAAACAGUCCUAUAUCUCUGCAAUAUCCAUCAAAGGAUGUCUUAUUUGGUGUGAAUACGUUGAUGGGAUCCAAUCGUGAAAAGGUAUUGAGCAUCCCUGCUUCGACAAUCAAAAGAUCUAUGACAUUACCCAUUGGCAUGAAAGUAUAA